CCCGACGGCAAGGAGAAGCUCGAGUUCUACGCCUUCUUCAAGCAGGCGACGGAGGGCGACGUCGCGGGCGACCGCCCGGGCGUGAUGUCGUUCGUCGCGCGCCACAAGUACGACGCGAGGAAGCUGCUCGCGGGCAUGCCGCGCGCCGUGGCCAUGCAGGCCUACGUCGAC
Molecule: messenger RNA, 171 nt
Organism: Aureococcus anophagefferens
Lineage: Eukaryota; Pelagophyceae; Pelagomonadales; Pelagomonadaceae
Exons: 1
Biological process (GO): fatty acid metabolic process
Molecular function (GO): fatty-acyl-CoA binding
Source: RefSeq, a predicted model, not a curated record